AUGGUGGUUGCCAGGCUCGUCGUAAUGCAGCAGCCCCAGCGAGCGCGCAUGUGCGGCUUCGGCGACAAGGACCGACGUCCCAUCACCCCUCCGCCGUGCAUCAAGGUCGUCGUAAGGGAUGCCAAGACCGGCCAGGAGAUCAACCCUAACGAUAUUGAUUCGGCGUUCUACGUGAUCCAGGUCGACUUGUGGUCAGAGGACGGCACUUCGGAGGUGAACCUGGUGAGGCACUCGUCCAACACGGCCUCAAUAUCGACCACGCAGCCAUUCUCGUACUCGGCGUUGCGGGAUGAGGGUCAGGCGCCCGCACAGCCGAUGCAGGCUUAUUCCCAGAUGAUACCGAGCUACGGCUCUGCGCCCAUGGGCUACGGCCAGCAACAGCCUCCCCCGCCGCAGCACAUGAUGCCGGGCUACGGCAUGGCUUCCGGGUCCAGCUACCAAGGUGAGUUGUCCGACGGAAGAAGGCGCGCGCAGCACCCCAAAGUACUGACCAUCUGCGCAGCGGCGUACCAGUCAUCCAACCCCCAGUUCGCGCCCCCGACCCAAUACUUCCCUCAGCACGCCAACCCGGCGCCCGUGCCCUCGCAGGCCGACAUGGCGUACGGCGGCCACCGUCAGUCGCUGUCCAUGGCGGCCAGCCAGCCGCAGGGCAUGUUCACCAGGAACCUCAUUGGAAGCACGGCGUCGAGUGCGUUCAAGCUCAACGACGUGGAAGACCAUGUCGGAAUCUGGUUCAUCAUGCAGGACCUGAGCGUGAGCGCCCCGACGCGAGCCCUCUCGGGGUCAGCCAACGUUUUGCUAAUCGUGUUUGUCCAGGCUGCGCUUCUCGCCCCCAACCAGCCCUCGGCAGACGGGUCGCUGGUGAACCAGGGCAGCGCGCCGAUCCUCGCCUCGACCUUCAGCGACGUCUUCCAGGUCUUCUCGGCCAAGAAGUUCCCCGGCGUCUGCGAGAGCACGCCGCUGAGCAAGUGCUUCGCGACGCAGGGCAUCAAGAUCCCUAUCAGGAAGGAGGGCGCGGGCGACGGCAAGAAGGGCGGCGAAGACGAUGAUGACUUCCAGUGA
Molecule: messenger RNA, 1062 nt
Organism: Colletotrichum spaethianum
Lineage: Eukaryota; Fungi; Ascomycota; Sordariomycetes; Glomerellales; Glomerellaceae
Product: verlamelin biosynthesis protein B
Exons: 5
Coding region: 1-1062 (353 amino acids)
Source: RefSeq, a predicted model, not a curated record